Molecule: messenger RNA, 756 nt
Organism: Suillus discolor
Lineage: Eukaryota; Fungi; Basidiomycota; Agaricomycetes; Boletales; Suillaceae
Exons: 2
Coding region: 1-756 (251 amino acids)
Source: RefSeq, a predicted model, not a curated record
AUGGCCAAAGGGUGUGCUACGUCUUUCUGUGCCAUUAAAUCCGUCAGAGCUAUGUGCCCACACCAUAUGUGCAAAGCGCACUGUGUUAUAAGUGGUGGAUGUUCUACCCAUGGCUUUCCGUCUGCUCAGUCUGAAUCAGCACCCCCAGUGUCAGCCACAUGUCUCACAUCAACUGAAAGUGACGUUCUCAAUGAUUUCUUGCUCGACACCGAUCCUGCCGGUGGUCCGGACCCAUUGUCUCACCUGCCUGUCCCUGCCAUAGGUCUUGAUGGCACCGCUCAUGAAGCAUUGGCUGCCGAAGCACCCCCCUCAGUGUCGCAACCUCCCUUACCACUCCUAGGUUCUGCUGCAACGAAGAUCCUCGCUUCACACCCAAGUUCUUCACAAUCAGCACACCAGACCCUUGAUCCUUGUCUUAGUACUCAACUUAAUGAUACAUGGCUCACUAUGCAUACUGAACAUGAGAUUCUCAAGACGGAGCACCAGCGUCGCAUGGAGAUGAAGAGGACUCAUGAGCAGUGCCUGAAAGGUCGCUUUAUAGUCAACUACUGGGAUGAGAGCAAUGCUGAUCCCAUCUCUGUGACGGGAUAUGAGAAGUCUACGGUCUGCUCUUUGUCCGACCACCACGAUCUCCUUCGAGCACUUAGCCCCAACCUUGGCGAUGUCGAAUACUACGAUACGAAACUUCGCAGGUGGAUACUGGACAACUGGGACCGUCCUCUUGUCGGAUCCUGGGCCAUCCAUUCAACAUUCUGA